UUGCAGGCCGCCCAGUAUCAUGGCAAUAAGUACGUGCAAUGCGCAGUACAUCACCUCACCAUAUUCUUUGUCGGUCUCUUCAAUGCUGCAGUGGAUAUCGAUUUCUCCUAUAUGUAUAUCACCGAACACAGACCGCCAAAUAUCACAGCAGCAAUGAUUGUGUUCCUUCUCAGUAUACACAUGGUAUUAGUGAUAAUUUUCGGUUUAAAUCAGCAGGUUAUGGAUUUCGAUCGGGGCCUUUUAUACAACAUGGCCGAUAAUAAUCCUGGGGACCUAUAUUACUAUAUAGUUAUGGUAGAGACUGGCUAUCGCAUGUCGGCCAGUACUGAUUCGAAGGUAUGCUAA
Messenger RNA from Cooperia oncophora, 345 nucleotides. The record is from the annotation of a GenBank genome assembly. NCBI's taxonomy places the organism in Eukaryota, Metazoa, Nematoda, Chromadorea, Rhabditida, Trichostrongylidae.